Molecule: messenger RNA, 1836 nt
Organism: Guyanagaster necrorhizus
Lineage: Eukaryota; Fungi; Basidiomycota; Agaricomycetes; Agaricales; Physalacriaceae
Product: MFS general substrate transporter
Exons: 12
Coding region: 78-1679 (533 amino acids)
Biological process (GO): transmembrane transport
Cellular component (GO): membrane
Molecular function (GO): transmembrane transporter activity
Source: RefSeq, a predicted model, not a curated record
GCCCCAUAUCGGGACUGCCGCGAUGCCCUUGCAAUGGCUGCAAUCUCUCCAAGUUUGGUUCUCUAUUCGCUACUACCAUGAACUCUUCUGAGGCUGCUCUCGAGGUUAUCCCGCUUAUUCCCCGGCCUCACCAGCGGAGGCAAUGGAAAGCAAAUCCUUACUGGCUGAUUCCGGUCAUCAUGCUCGCAUCAAUGGCACGGGGUCUUACAAUGGCUCCACGAAUUCAAGUUUACACUGACAUUGCUUGUCGUGCCAUUGAGGAACCGUUCCCCAGCUCAGGCACCCUGGAAACCUUCACAGACUGCUCGUCGUCACCGGCAGUUCAAUCCCGUGCGGCGGCAAUACAAGCUUCGAUAACGACAGUUAUGAGCAUCCUAAGCGCCACUACCACUGGUCCUUGGAGCCGGCUGGGCGACUCAGUUGGACGCAAGCCUAUUCUGUUCGCCAACCUUGUCGGUGCAAUGAGCUUGGAAUUAGUUUUCCUUCUCGCCACUGCGCCCAAUACUAUCUUCUACGAUUAUGCCGAACAGGUUCUGAUGCUGGGAUUCAUUAUUGAUGGUUUGUCGGGAGGUCUCUCAGCCUUCAAUGGGCUUUUUCAUGCGUACAUCUCAGAUUGCACUGAGCAUGGUUCUCGCUCCAAGAUCUUUAGUACCAUUCAGGGACUGGUUUUCAUUGGACUAGCUGCCGGGCCGUCGUUCGGCGGUAUUAUAAUGACUCUCUUCACAAACAACACUUACGACUUGUUCUAUGUCAGCGUCCUCCUCCUUGCGGCGAUUCAAUGCUACCUCAUAUUCUUCUGUCCGGAAUCUCUUCAAAAGAAUGAUCAGACCGUGGACGAUACACAUAUACCCACAUUAUCGCCGUCAAGCUUGAAGAGGCUAACGUUGCCGUCAAUAAAGUCCUACUUGACAAAAUUCAUCAAAACCCUUCUCUCGCCAAUAUCUAUGUUCGCUCCUCGAACCCGUGUAGGACGAGCAUCUAGAGACUAUAAUCUGACUUUCGUUGGACUCAGCCUAUUCCUAUACCUGAUUUCAAUUGGCGUCUAUCAAAUCAAAUACCUUUAUGCAAAACAUAUUUAUUCUUGGUCAAGCUCUGAUCUGGGGUUCUACAUGUCAUUUCUGUGGGUGUCGAGAGCCAUUAAUCUUCUCGUUAUAAUACCUGUGAUUGUUGCCUAUUUCAAGCCCAAAGCCGGAUCAGAAGGGUUCUCCAUCUAUUCUGAGAUGCAUUUCGACAAGCGUUUGGCUCAGUGUUCAUUUGCGGUUGAUGGAUUGGCAGAUGGAUUGGUUGCGAUAACACCGGCAUCAGCUCCAUUGUUCACAGUACUAUCGUGCUUGAACUCGUUCACGUCUGGCGGUAACCCAGCCGCACACUCACUCGGGGCGGUAUGCCUGCAUGCCAGCGGGCACAGCUCCGAGUCAGGAGCUUUGUUUGGGGCAAUGGCGGUGCUGUCUGCUAUAGCCCACACGAUAUCGCCCACUAUCUAUGCCGUCACAUACGGAUCAACUGUCGCGUACUUUCCUAAAGCGAUCUUUUGUCUCGCAGCGGCGAUUCUGGCAACUGUUGUCUUCUUGUUAAGUUUGGUCCGAACCACAGGUGGUACGGCAGUGCCGUAUACGACGGUUUCUUCUUCUGAAGAGGCUGGGCCCUCGAAUAGCGAAGAUCCCCGUGAUUUGUCGUAAGAGAAAUUGUGUGGUGUUCUUUCUUGCUCUGCUCUGAGAAGCAUGAACGUACAAUCUUCUCUUUCGUCACGAGAUCGGUCAAUUGUAAUUUGAAUGCUUCCUGUAGCUAUUAUGUAAACUAUGUUAAUCCAGAGGUAAACCCUUUCACAAGAAUGGC